AUGCUGUUUGUGGAUGCUCUCAUCUCAUAUUAUGAAAGAAUCAUAGAUCAAAACAUUGUUGAAGUAACUAGCAACUGUGAGGAAGUUAGAAUAUAUGAAAGAAAAUCCUUCUUCAGCAAACAUCUGAAUGCUUUGGCUACAGACCUUUCAGCUUUAGAGCAACAAUUGAUAAAGAAAAAACACAAAAAUGUAACAGAGACAUUUCAGAUUAUGACAGAGGCUUUCCAUACAGCUAAGAGGACAGUGCCAAGUAUUCUGUAUAUCCCAGGGAUUGAUUAUUUCUGGAAAUCUGCAGCACCUCGUUUACAAAGUUUGUUCAUAAGACUUGUAAGAGACAUAGAUCCAUCACUGCCACUUUUAUUGCUGGCAACAUGUGAUUCAGAUCCAUUUGUGCCACUUCUGUUGCUGACAGUACGUGAGUCAGAUGGUGAGGAGUUGCCCAAACAGAUUGCGGAUCCCUUUCCAGAAACAGAACAUCCCUGUAUUUUUAAGGUUGAGUUGCCCAGCAAAGAAGAAAGAGAAGUGUUUUUCCAACAGUUACUUGGACUACCUCCAUCUAAUAAAACAGCUGUAUUAAGUAAGCGAAUGAGAGGUGAAAAUCAGGAAGACUCUGAACAAAAGUUGAAGCAACAGAAGGUGUCUCAUAGCUCAAGUGAAGAGGGCAGCGAGUCCGAAUUGGAAACUGGAUGCAGUUUUUGGACUCACAGUUCUUCAGGACCAGAAGCUGUAGUAAGUAAGAGAAUGAGAGGUGAAAAUCAGGAAGACUCUGAACAAAAUUUGAAGCAACUGAAGGUGUCUCAUAGCUCAAGUGAAGAGGGCAGCGAGUCCGAAUUGGAAACUGGAUGCAUUUUUUUGACUCACAGUUCUUCUGGACCAGAAGCUGUAGUAAGUAAGAGAAUGAGAGGUGAAAAUCAGGAAGACUCUGAACAAAAGUUGAAGCAACAGAAGGCGUCUCAUAGCUCAAGUGAAGAGGGCAGCGAGUCUGAAUUGGAAACUGGAUGCAUUUUUUUGACUCACAGUUCUUCUGGACCAGAAGGGUCAGAUAAUUUAGAUGUCAGUGGCUAUAUGGCUGUUGUGAUUUUAAUGAUCCUUUUUGCAGGACUUUACACGCUAGACUUGGAAGUUUCUCAACAGAUGCCGACCUAA
Protopterus annectens (West African lungfish) is the source of this 1146-nucleotide messenger RNA. RefSeq lists its product as uncharacterized. The record is from RefSeq and is a predicted model, not a curated record. NCBI's taxonomy places the organism in Eukaryota, Metazoa, Chordata, Ceratodontiformes, Protopteridae. The coding region runs from base 1 to 1146 and encodes 381 amino acids. Gene Ontology annotation, molecular function: histone binding; chromatin binding; ATP hydrolysis activity. The transcript is spliced from 7 exons. Gene Ontology annotation, cellular component: nucleus. Gene Ontology annotation, biological process: positive regulation of transcription by RNA polymerase II.